ACCGCCACAUUACUCGAGCAUUCAAACUAUUUCAAAGCCUGAAGCGUCACCGUCGGUAUAGAAAAUUUUUAAAAAUUAAAACUUUUGCUGCAGCAGAGUGGCGGUUGCUGGCGGCAGUAGCAGCGGCUGCCGGGAGAGAUGGGGAAUCCAAAGCAGAAGUGGACGGCAGAGGAAGAAGAAGCGUUGAGAGCGGGGGUAGCCAAAUACGGCAAAGGGAAUUGGAAACUAAUACAAAGAGACCCCGAGUUAAGCCCUUUCCUCUUUGCUCGCUCCAACAUUGAUCUCAAGGACAAGUGGCGGAAUUUGAGUGGUGGACCUGGAGGUCAUGGUUCUCGGGAAAAAUCAAGGACGUCCAAGCCCAAGCCGAACUCCGCCGGUCCGCAGAGCUCUGUUGUUGUUAAGCAAACUGCAUUGCCUAAACCACUCAUUGAUGAUUCUUCAAGAAGCUUUGCUCCUAGUCCUAACCGGUACAAUGAAUUGAUUAUCGAAGCUGUAUCAGCGUUGAAAGAGCCAAAUGGAUCAGAUAACAGAGCAAUAGUCGGCUACAUUGAGCAAAGGCAAGAGGUACCUCAAAGUUUUAAGAAGCAGUUAUGUUCAAGGUUGAAAAGGCUGGUUGCUUUAGAAAAACUAGAAAAGGUGCACAAUCGGUACAAGAUAAGAAAAUAUGAAACUUUCGGGACAAAAUCACCUAUCCCAAAACAGAAAGGCAAGCAGCCCAAGCAGUUGCAAGACACCGGUCGUAUAAUUUGUGAUGCAGUUGAAGAAGCUUCAGUAACUGCUGCCUAUCUCAUUGCUGAAGCAGAAAAUAAGUCGUUUCUUGCAGCUGAAGCAGUUAAAGAAGCAGAAAGAGUCUCGAAAAUGGCUGAAGAUACAGAUUCACUGCUACAAUUGGCCAAAGAGAUUUUUGAAACAUGUUCCCAAGGUGAAAUUGUGCUCAUUGUAUAGAAGAUGACAUAGAUGACCCCUUCAAUUAGAACAUGUUAGUGUUGUUUUCUCUUGUUUCUUUCCGGAUUUGAAUUGACUAAUUUGUAUGACUAUUAACUCGGGUGUAUGAAUAUUUAUUACUUGAUAUUGUUUUAGAAUAUGUAUAAAGUUAUUAACAAG
This is a messenger RNA of Hibiscus syriacus, 1104 nucleotides long. RefSeq names its product telomere repeat-binding factor 4-like. NCBI's taxonomy places the organism in Eukaryota, Viridiplantae, Streptophyta, Magnoliopsida, Malvales, Malvaceae. Gene Ontology annotation, cellular component: nucleosome. The transcript has 7 exons. Gene Ontology annotation, biological process: nucleosome assembly. Bases 139 to 945 code for a protein of 268 amino acids. Gene Ontology annotation, molecular function: double-stranded telomeric DNA binding. The record is from RefSeq and is a predicted model, not a curated record.